GCGAGCUGCGAGACGAAAUGGCUCCACGGAUCUCGCUCCCUCGCAAGGUCUUCCCACUCCCCUUCUCCUCCCGCCUCAUCUCGUCGUCCGCCGCGGACCACCAGGCAACACCGUCGGGACCGUCGAUCGGCUCUCCGGCACGCAUCCAUAAGCUGAUCGCCGCUCAGUCGGACCCCCUCCUCGCCAAGGAGAUCGUCGAGGUGGCCUCCUCCCUCCGACCUGACCUCCCGCUCCACCCCUCUUCCUUCCAUUCCGUCAUCCUCAAGCUCGCCCGUGCCGGUCACCUUUCCGCCGCAUCCUCCCUCCUCCGAUGCCUCCCCUCCCCCUCCCCCGCACUCCUCUCCUCCGUCUUCCUCGCCUUCUCCCGCCACCGUCGCCCCGACCUCGCCCUUUCUACCUUCCGACGCAUCCUCUCCUCCCCCUCCAGCUCCUCCCCUCCCCGCCCUAAGCUCUUCCGUCGCCUCCUCUCCGCCCUCGCCGCCCACCCGUCAUCCCUUCCCGUCGCCCUCUCCCUCCUCAAGUCCUCCGCCUCCUUUGGCGUUCCCGACUCCGUCCGCGCCCACAACGUUCUCAUCCACGCCUUCGCCCGCUCUGGCAACGUUGCCGUCGCGUACUCCCUCUUCAACCGCAUCUUCACCGUCGGCCUCGCCCCCGACGUCACUUCCUACCGGAUCCUAAUGCAAGCGUUGUGCCGGAAGAGCCAGGUCGGCACCGCCAACGACCUGCUCGAUGAUAUGCUCAACAAAGGCUAUGUCCCUGACUCACUCACCUACACCACCCUCCUGAACAGCCUCUGCCGUAAGAAGCGGCUCCACGAGGCCUACAAGAUGCUGUGCCGCAUGAAGGUACGCGGCUGCAACCCGGAUAUCAUCCAUUACAACACGGUGAUCGUUGGGUUCUGUCGUGAAGGAAGGCUGCUUGAUGCAUGUAAGGUGAUCGAGGAUAUGCCUGAUCAUGGGUGUUUGCCAAAUCUUGUCUCCUAUACGACACUGAUACAUGGAUUGUGCUCACGAGGAUUAUAUGAUCAGGGUCAUGGGUAUCUGGAGGUUAUGGUGGGGAAGGGACUCGUACCGCACUUCUCAGUGUUUCAUGCAUUGGUCAAGGGGUUUUGUUGCGUGGGGAAGGUGGACGAGGCUUGCAGGGUCCUGGAAACAAUGCUAACGAAGGGGGUGGCCCCGCAUGCGGAGACAUGGGACUUGCUUGUUGCUGGAGUUUGUGACCAUGAUAGGGAGAAGCUGGAGGAUUGUGUUAGGAAGGUGGUGAAUGAGGAAGAGUGGAGGAGAAGCACAAGGCACAUUCAAGUUGGCUGUGGAUUGGAGGGAUACAUGACCAGGAGAACGAGGGCCGGAACCAGAAAUGGAUACUGAUACUUCUAGGAUUACAAGGUUUAGAGCAUAAGAAAGACUGUUCCAGAACAGUAUGUAAGAGUUGCCAGAUUGUAGAAUAAUGAUGUAUUGUUUUAUUGAUGAGAAGCCAUUACUGAAGAAAGGGAAGCUAUAAUCUAGACCGAAGGACGAGGAGUACUUUAUUUGUCAUAAGGGCACCUUUUGGCAAGAAAGUAUGAAUCCAGCUGUUUUUGUUCCUCUCAGCAAAUCGAACCUUUGGGGUCAGUGAAAUGCAGCAUGCGCGGGAGAAGUUGGAGCUGGAAUGCUCUGGGGCAUCAGAUGUGAUAUCCAACACAUACUAGUUUUCUGUAGAGUUCUUGCAGGUUAAGAUGUGCACCAGAGAAUAGAUGAUGUAUUGUCGCUCCUGUUCUUCAAGCAAACGAUAAACAGUGGUGCUGUUAUGAUGUGGCACCCUAAGAAGCAGAGUUUCUUCAUCAAAGUUCAAAAUUGUUUCUCGUGUCAUCAGAACUCUUGGGGAGGCCGAGGUGCAUGCUACUGGGGAGGGCUCAUCAGAAGAAAGUAACUGCAAGGUGGCUCUCAUCAGUGUUCAUAGAGAAUCCAACAAGCUGCACAAUUGGUUGGCCGACAAUGAUAGGGUUUUCUUCUCUUUGGGACUAUACCUAUCUGGCUGGUGGACUCCAUUAACUAGCGAGCAGGGACUGACUUGUUGAUGUUGUUGCCCUGUAAUGGAGUAAAGUGCAGAAGUCUAUCAACCAUCUCUCAUUUCCCUGCUUGAGAAGGAUCCUUGCAACCCCGCAAGUAAACAGAGAAAGAAAAUUGAGAGAAAAAGGAAAGAAGAGGGAGAAGGAAAAGAAUAACAGUUUCUCCAUAGUUAUUUCACUCUCCUGGAGGACAGAACCGAUUGACUCCAACUCUGAGAUUGAAAAUUGGGGGUACUGGCAACAGCAGGGGACGCUGGGGGGGUGGUCUUAUGUGCGCUGUGGGAGCCUGUGGCUGAUGGAGGUUCCUCUGAGAUCUUUGGCCUGUGUUUCCUGGUUUUCUUCUUCACCUUCUUUUCAUCAGCAGCUAGUUGACUCAUUAGGUUAGAGCUUAUUUGUAUGGUAUAUGAAUCCGCCAUUCCUGAAUGCAACAGAAUAUAUUCCAAGGUUUAAUCUUCGUAAUAGAAUUGAAAAAAAAAAAAAAAUCAGCCGGACACAUGAAAUCAAAUGUUUAAAAAGCUCAAUUG
Molecule: messenger RNA, 2571 nt
Organism: Musa acuminata AAA Group (dessert banana)
Lineage: Eukaryota; Viridiplantae; Streptophyta; Magnoliopsida; Zingiberales; Musaceae
Product: pentatricopeptide repeat-containing protein At4g01400, mitochondrial-like
Exons: 5
Coding region: 18-1367 (449 amino acids)
Molecular function (GO): protein binding
Source: RefSeq, a predicted model, not a curated record